Carassius auratus (goldfish) is the source of this 2618-nucleotide messenger RNA. RefSeq names its product hippocampus abundant transcript 1 protein-like. The record is from RefSeq and is a predicted model, not a curated record. Gene Ontology annotation, biological process: transmembrane transport. Gene Ontology annotation, molecular function: transmembrane transporter activity. The transcript has 12 exons. NCBI's taxonomy places the organism in Eukaryota, Metazoa, Chordata, Actinopteri, Cypriniformes, Cyprinidae. Gene Ontology annotation, cellular component: membrane. Bases 158 to 1561 code for a protein of 467 amino acids.
GGACUCCCGCAGACGGAAGCAGGAAGUAGGUGUUCAGGAAUGUGGGUGUUAGAAAGUGAAACAGAAGAGCUGUUCGAAUUAAAAACAGCCUGUUAAUUAAAUCCGAUAAAGAUGAUUGAGACCUCGAACAGAAUGUGAGAGUCGCGUGGGACACAUCAUGCUGUUCAAACACAUCAGACAGCGCAGUGUCGGCCGGCCGAAGGUGGCUCAUGCCGUGGUGGUGAUCUUCUUGGAGUUUUUCGCCUGGGGUCUCCUGACCACCCCAAUGCUGACCGUUCUGCAGAUAACUUUUCCGCAGCACACGUUCCUCGUGAACGGACUCAUUCAGGGCAUCAAGGGGUUUCUGUCGUUCAUGAGCGCUCCUCUGAUCGGUGCCUUGUCUGAUGUUUGGGGCAGAAAGAGCUUCCUGCUGCUCACAGUGUUUUUCACCUGCGCCCCCAUCCCACUAAUGAGGCUCAGCCCAUGGUGUUUCUUUGCUCUGAUGUCUGUCUCGGGGCUUUUCGCUGUUACAUUCUCUGUGAUAUUUGCGUAUGUGGCUGAUAUUACAGAAGAGCAUGAAAGAAGCACAGCGUAUGGACUGGUGUCUGCGACGUUUGCGGCGAGUUUAGUGACGAGUCCGGCGAUAGGAGCGUUCCUGUCCCUGCGCUACGGAGACAGUGUGGUGGUUCUUCUGGCCACCGUCAUCGCUCUGGCUGAUAUUCUGUUCGUCCUGCUGGUGGUCCCCGAGUCCCUGCCGGACAAGAUGAGACUGACCUCGUGGGGUUCACCCAUUUCCUGGGAGCAGGCCGAUCCUUUCGCUUCUCUGAGGAAGGUGGGGAAAGACUCCACAGUGCUGCUGAUCUGUGUCACCGUCUUCCUGUCGUAUCUCCCCGAGGCCGGGCAGUACUCCAGCUUCUUCCUCUAUUUGGGACAGGUCAUUAACUUCUCGUCCGAAGCGAUUGCAGGGUUUAUUGCGAUGGUGGGAAUCCUGUCCAUCGGAGCACAGACGUUACUGUUAAGCGUUCUGAUGAAGAAGAUUGGGAAUAAAAGCACCGUUCUGCUGGGACUGGGGUUUCAGUUGCUCCAGCUGGCCUGGUACGGCUUCGGCUCUGAACCAUGGAUGAUGUGGGCGGCCGGUGCCGUCGCUGCCUUGUCCAGCAUCACCUUUCCUUCUGUGAGCGCGCUGGUGUCUCGAUGCACGGAUCCCGACCAGCAGGGAGCGGUUCAGGGCAUGAUCACAGGAAUCCGAGGUCUGUGUAAUGGACUCGGUCCGGCUCUGUUCGGAUUCAUCUUCUUCCUCUUCAACGUGGAGCUGAAGGAGCUGAGCCCCGUGGAGCAGAACCCCGUCACGCCGGACACUGAGGAGAAGCGUGUGAUUCCUGGUCCUCCGUUCCUGUUCGGAGCGUGCACGGUUCUUCUGGCUCUGCUGGUGGCGGUGUUCAUUCCCUCUCAACACGCUCCGGCCGUGCAGACGUGUAACACGCGUGUGAUGAUGGAGUCUGCGAUCAGCGUCACGGAGAACGGAUCUGUUCCUGUGAGCGACGAAGACAACGAGCCUCUUUUACAGGACAGUAGUUUAUAAGCCCAACAGGAUGGCUUUUAUUCCAGCGGUGUUGUCUGACAAAGCUUUUUUUUUGUUUUUAUCCUUCGGUCUUUGAAAGCGAAUGUGCCUUCUCCAUAUUUCGGCUUACAGUGCAAAACAUCAAGUUCUCCCGCAGAACAAAACCCUUUUAAUUGAGAUUAAUAUUGUUCAGUUCAGGUUUAUUUGUAGCACUUUUAAUGAUGCAAAUGAAACGUUACAAUAUAUGUUUCUGUUUAUACAAGAUCUUGUUUUCUGAACAAUUUAUGCUUCAAACAAGAAUAAAUGUCUGCUAAUGGGUCGAAAAAAUUAUCUAGUUUCUUCCUUUGGAUUAAGUUAAUUUUUUGCCAGCUAUUUGUUCUUGUUUCAAGCAUAAACUCACUUUAUUUCUCAUGUGUCUUAAUUUAAAAAUCUUUAGACAUUUGUUUUGGAAAUCGUCUAAAAUGAUGUGCUGCCGUGUAUCUGAAUGUAAACUGUAGUUCUUUACUAUAUUACUGAUGAACUUUAUCUUAUACAGACUGCAAUAAUAAUAAUGUCCUCGUGGUUAGUUAGUUAAGAGCAUUUAAACACGCAGUGCACAUACAGCCAGAGCGCAGUCUUUCUUUUAAAGAGAAACGGCACAAAACAGACAUAAGCGUUGUCUUUAGGUCAUAGGUUAAUUAUUACGACGAAAUCGUAUUUAAUCUGUAACUCAUAUAUGAGCACCAGCUACUCAACACAGAGCUGCUACCUCACAGUCACACACAGACUUGAUUUAAAGGAAGAGUUCGGACGAAAUUGGAAAAAUAUCCUCAGUCUCAGUUCAUCAGAGAUCAGGAUGAGUUUGUUUCUUCAUCAGGUUUGGAGAAAUGUAGCACUGCAUCAGUGUCUCAUCAAUGGAUGCUCUGCAGUGAAUGGGUGCCGUCAGAAUGAGAGUCCAAACAGAUGAUAAAAACAUCACAAUAAUCCUAGAUAGUCAAGUGCACUAGGUAGUCAAGUGCACUAUAUAAAAAAGUGAAAGUGAAAAAAAAUAUAGUGCACUAUGUAGUCAAGUGCACUAGGUAGUCAAGUGCACUAGAUA